ACACCCUCAUAUCAUAGCGCAUUGUACAUGCACGUAAACAUAUCACAGCUGCAAUCGCCGGUGACUUCCGUGUUCAUGCAUACAAACUUUAAAAGAACCGAAAGUAAGACGUCUUAAUUUAACAAAAAGAGAGUUCUGUCUUAAGCUACACAUAACUUGGUGGGCAAAACAAAUUAAUUUAAAGGCAAGCACACUGACGUGACUGACUGAACUUCCUAAAGUUAAACUCGAGUCAAGCAAAAUUGUGCCAACGUCGACAGACAACGUAAAUUUACCAUGGAGGCUUCUGCGCCAAGUACACGGCAGUCACGCUCUGCGCCGAGCACAAGGCAGUCAUCUCAACCCACGAUAGGGAGCAACAGCGGCAGAUUUAAGGACAGAAACCCGGACAUGACUACAGCGGGCAAACUGAUCACAAUGGAAGGAGAAACAACAAGAGAUUGCCUUAAUAUUGAAAGGGUGCAAACCCCAGAUCAAGUGAAGAAAUUCCGGAACUUUACCCAACCUGAGCCACAAGUCCGACGAGUUUUCUACGGCAAAGCUCUGGAUCCAGACGUAGCUUCCACAGUUAACCAUGGAGUCAAAACAAAGACUUCGCUCUUUUCUGGCGAGCUAAUCAACCCAGAUCCAAAGUCACUAUUCACACAGCGAUUGGACGACAAGAAGGAAUCGUCCCUCUACCUCAGCAAACAGAAGGCCCCGCUUGGCAAGUCACAUGACCAGGGCAAGGGUUUGCCCAAAGGGAUGGACCAAUAUGAGGCCAAGUUUGGCAUCAAGAAUGUUUUUGAUGUGACAGCGGGCGAGCUGGUCAGCCCCAACAAGACCUACCAGCAGGUCAUGGAGGAGAGCGAAGCAGGUCGCGACCUUUACAAAGUGACCCACCACGAGUUCCACGUCGGGGAAGCGGUGGACCGCAACUACGACUGGAGCCGCUAUCCGAAGGACAGCAUGUUCGGCAUUGCAACGCCUCACGACAACGACGGCAAACACGUGGCCAAGACGCUGAAGUGGCUCCGAAAUGACCAUCUUGACAAAGGUACUAAAGUGGUCGCCAAGCGGGUGGAUGACUUCCGUGAGCGCACGCAGCCCCAACUCGGCCAAGUACACGACCCAAUCAAGGAAACCCUUCGCGUGCCGCCGGACCACACCUUCGGGAUCUUGAUCAAGCCUGAUGAGUUCGGCGCCGGGGACCUGAUGCACGGCCGAUCCCAGGAGAGCUACCUUCGAGGGAAGGACAGGGACCGUGGGCUCCUAGCUGCCAUCAGGCAACAGCUCAAGAAGGCCAACUACCACAACUUUAAUGAUCUGCAGGCUGCCUUCAAUCACUACGACAAGAACGGCGACGGCAAGAUUGACAUUCAAGAGCUACGGUCCUGCUGCAGCCAGUUCAGCCUCCCCAUUGAGCCCGAGCUCCUAGAACAGCUGAUUGACUACUGCGACAAUAACAAAGACGGCUACAUCGAUUACGCCGAGUUUGCCAACUUCCUGAACUGGAAGGACAAGAUGCAGCAGGGCGUCGAGCCGCCCCCGGUUGGCGAACGGCCAGAGCAAGCAGCCGAGGACGUGGAGAGACUCAACAAACAGAUUGACCAGUCCAUCGGGGAGCACCGCACGUCUGCGUCCAUGAUCAAUGCCGUAGUAGGAGGGGUGUCCACAAAAGAUUACCGCAUGUACGGGAUCCCGACGAUUCGCAGUGACCUGUCAGCUCCUAGGAUCAAGAGAAUCAGCGACAACAAGAACUAUGGGGAUGAAUCUGAUGCCUUCGGCUUGAUCAACCCGUCCAUGUACAGCAACAGGGGGGUCUAUGAAAAGGACUUCUUCCAAGCAAGACCCCAGACACAGAUCAAGGAUAUAUUCACGUCAGUCGGAGUUCAGAUGGACAACGACACGUUUCAGAAGCUGUGGGAGAUCGCGACGUCGAGGUCGGACAAGGGUCAGGUCAGCGUGGAGAGUUUCCGCAGUGUGCUGGAUGAGGUACAGGCCAGUCAGUGCGUGGAAUCCUCAUAACAUGUCUCAUUCCUCCCAAGCAAGGAAGUUUGUGUUUGUGUUUGAGCUCUAGAAGCAACUGUGCUCUUAGGGCAAGCUGCCAUAAAAAGUCUACACAUUUUUUUAAUAAUUCUCCAGAAUUUUUUGUCAUGCGCAAGUAAUCUUGAUCGGUUUGUAAUACAAUUAACCAUUAGCACCUGUAUCACACGGUGUUUAUUGACUGAGGAAUCCGUAAACUAUUGAGUGUUGGGUGGUUUGUUGCGAUACAGGGAGAAAAAGUCAGGACAGUUUUGGGCGGUACAGUAAUAACGGGUUUAAUCUACUGUAGGCCUGUACACUUUAAGUAUAUGCUAAGGUGAGGAUGUGUGCCUUGUUAUGAGAGAUCUGGAUGUAAACUUUGUAAGAACAAAUUUUUAAAGAACAUGUACAAUUCUACGUUGAGUUUUCCAGGACAAAUUAUUACAAUACUUAUCUUCCAACAAAUGUUAUCAGUUUCACUCUCCAAAGAUCAAUACAGCAAUACACAAACUUUAUCUGAAUAAUAGUCGUACUUUAUUUGCCAAUGAACACUUUUUGUCUUCCUGUUUUAAUAUGAAAAAUAUAUAUAUAAUCUGGAAUGAUGAAUAUACGCAAAAAAUUAAUAUGAUGUACAAUUCCAUGUAGUUCUCAUUGAAUGAGAAAAUAACAAAAUGUUCCUCAGAUUCUCAGUUCAAGACUUUAAAAGUCUCCAUGUGUUUUCGCAUCCAAACAGAUUCAUGUUCACGUAUGGUGAGCUAUCCAUAACCAUUUUUACCAUUUCGUUGUUUUGAAUUGUGUACGAAUACGUUUAGUUAUCGGAACCGCUACCAAUAGGAGCACGCAUCCACAAUAGCAGCCUCCGAUGAACGCCUUGUAUCUGCAGCUAAUCCUUUCAUCCUCCUUCAAUCAAACUUACAAAAAUGAGGGUGUUAAUCAACAAUUUACUACGUGUUUCACACUGCUGUGUUCAUGCUUAGCAGAUAGCGGGUUGCAUAUAACGUCACAAGAGCACACAAACUGAUGACAUAUCCAGCGCACUAAGUGUAUCCAUUUGCUUGCGAAACCUCUCUAAUAUAUAAUACACGUUAUAAUAAUGGCAGGCAUUAAUAUAGCACUUUAUUGCAGCAACGGGGUAUCAGAGCGCUUUACAAUUAUUAAUAUUACCCCUGUUUCAACGGGCAAACUCUCCUAGAACCUUCUCAACUCCCUGGGGAGCAUACACGGCCGGUAGGCAGCCAUUCGGCGCUCGCCCGUAAUCAAUCUUUCACAGUAACCAACACUGCCCUCACGGGUACCCAUCUACUCCUGGGUGGGGAGAAGCAAUGAGUGCCAAAGGGCCUUGCUCAAGGGCACACGCACCAUAACACCAGGUUCAAAAUGGCAUCUGUAAUGGAGGUCAAGCCAAUAUACCAUUAAAUAUGUUAUAUAUUACGGCAUUUUAAUUCUUUCUAAAUUAUUCAAUUUAUUCCGCACUCAAAAGAGUUUGGAAUAAGUAGUACACAAUUAAGUAAUGUAACAAAUUAUUCUGGCCCUUAUUGAAC
Messenger RNA from Patiria miniata (bat star), 3545 nucleotides. It is a transcript of the gene efhb, whose product is annotated as EF-hand domain-containing family member B-like. Lineage: Eukaryota; Metazoa; Echinodermata; Asteroidea; Valvatida; Asterinidae. The transcript has 9 exons. Gene Ontology annotation, molecular function: calcium ion binding. The record is from RefSeq and is a predicted model, not a curated record. Bases 277 to 2007 code for a protein of 576 amino acids.